Molecule: messenger RNA, 1289 nt
Organism: Neohortaea acidophila
Lineage: Eukaryota; Fungi; Ascomycota; Dothideomycetes; Mycosphaerellales; Teratosphaeriaceae
Exons: 1
Coding region: 345-1256 (303 amino acids)
Molecular function (GO): oxidoreductase activity
Source: RefSeq, a predicted model, not a curated record
CCGGCGCGCUCUUCAUCUCUUCCCCCAACUUCAUUCCGUCUUUUCGGCGCCGAACUUUUCUUCCGACCGCAUUCGAGGCCCUCCGACUUAUGGAAAUUGUUUUCCCAACCCACGCACAUUGUCGACCCAUCGCGUCUCGGCCGCCGAAAUUUCCACGCGCCAGGAUGUAACGGUCAAGGCCGCCGGCGACCAGCCUGGGCCCGUAUAAAAGGUAGGUGUCCAGCAUCGUAGGCAUAACGUAGUAUCUCAUUAAACUUGCCGUCUUUGCCGCCCUCGAACCUCUACUCUACCACUGCGUACAGAGCACGGAGAUCCGAGAUACCACACUUCUCUGCGAGCCGGCCAUGUAUCAAGCACAAGUGGACGAAUGGGGACAGGCUCCUGUAUACACCAAAGUCGACGAACUUCCCCCACCCAGCGCCGACGAGAUCCAGGUCAAAGUGUUGGCCUGCGGCCUCCACCGAGUCGUACGCAGCAGAGCAGCUGGCAAGCACUACUCCAGUGGAACCCUCCCUCACGUUCCCGGGAUCGACGGGGUGGGAGUCAGCGCCGAAGGCAAGCGAUACUACUUCUUCUCUUUUGCCAUUGGCGCCAUGGCGGAUAUCGUCAAUGCGCCGAAGCGUACCUGCCUUCCGCUCCCCGAAGGCGUCGACCCCAUCCAGGCUGCCGGUGUCAUGAACCCCGCCAUGUCGAGCUGGAUGGCGUUGCAGAAUCGAGUGUGCAACUUACCCAAGGACUUUACUAUUUUGAUUCUCGGUGCGACCUCCGCUUCUGGACGAGUGGCUAUCCACUUUGCGCGCGUGUUCGGGGCGAAGAAAGUCAUAGGCGCCGCUCGGAAUCGAUCCGCACUCGAAACUCUCGGUCUCGACGAGAGCAUCGUCAUCGCAGACGAAGCAAGCGAGACCGACUUUGGCUCUCUCGCAGAUGUCGACGUCGUACUGGACUAUGUUUACGGUCCGCUGACGGAACACUUGUUGAAGACCGUCAAGCCUGCGAAACGAUUACAAUACGUCCACAUCGGAGCCAUCUCAUCCCCAGACAUCACUCUUCCAGGCUCGGUGCUUCGCUCGAAGAAUUUGACAAUCACUGGAUCGGGCGCCGGGGCGUGGAGUCAUGCGGAGAUGGGAGAUGCGAUACCGAGUCUGCUGGAUGCGUUAAGAACCCUUCCCGAGCAGCCUGUGCGAGUGGCGAAGCUGGCCGAUGUGGAGACGGAGUGGGCGAGUGAAGGCAGUGAGAGGCUGGUGUUUGUGCCUUGAUGUUAUUUGGCGUAAUAUUCAUUAGAAAUAGAG